AUGCUCGAUAAGGCAUGGAAACAUCUCAUGAAAGAUGGAGUUGGUAUUAUGGGUAUGUAUGGUAUGGGCGGAGUUGGGAAAACAACGCUUCUCAUGCAAAUCAACAAUAAGUUCAGUGAAGAAAGGUGUGGAUUUGAUUUUGUGAUUUGGGUUGUGGUGUCUAAAGAGUUACAUGUAGAGAAGAUUCAAGAUGAAAUCGCUCAGAAAGUUGGUCUUGAUGGAGAGAAGUGGGAGAAAAAAAAGAAGAGCCAAAAGACCAUUGAUUUAUACAAUUUCUUGAAGAAAAAGAGAUUUGUGUUGUUUUUAGAUGACAUAUGGGAGAAGGUGGAUUUAACAGAGAUUGGAGUCCCAUUUCCAGCACCAGAAAACCGAUGCAAAGUAGUCUUCACCACUCGUAAACAAGGUGACAGCGAUCCAGAGAUCCCCAAGCUUGCAAAAGACGUUGCUAGAAAAUGUGGUGGCCUUCCAUUGGCGCUCAAUGUCAUAGGGGAGACCAUGUCAUGCAAGAAGACGGUGGAAGAAUGGCGUCACGCUAUAAAUGUUUUGACUUCGUACGCUACAGAGUUUUCUGGCAUGGAAGAUAAGAUCCUUCCACUUUUGAAGUAUAGCUACGAUAAUCUUAAGGGCGAGGAUGUCAAAUCAUGUUUGCUGUAUUGCGCUUUAUUUCCAGAAGAUGAUCUGAUUUCUAAAAAGUAUUUGAUAGACUACUUGAUAGGCGAAGUAUUAUAG
Messenger RNA from Microthlaspi erraticum, 729 nucleotides. Lineage: Eukaryota; Viridiplantae; Streptophyta; Magnoliopsida; Brassicales; Brassicaceae. The record is from the annotation of a GenBank genome assembly.